AUGAUUGACAACAAAUUGGUUUAUCUUAAAAAUUUAGAAGAAAAAGUGCGAUUAAUCAAGCCCAUUACAGAGUUGAUUUCAAACAAAACUCAGCACAUCAAUGAAGUGAAUAAAGCGAAUGGUGUUUUUGAACAAAUUACUCAUAGUGAAAAUCCAUUUCCAGAUUGUUUACCUUUAGAAUAUGCACAAAUAUGGCGAGAUUCGGAUAAAUUAAAACAAGAAUUCAAAUAUCAAUCAUGUCAAUUAAAUCGAUACUACGAGUGUAUCGUCCGUCUCUACAUUGACAAAUAUCAUUUUCAAGGCAAAGAUGUGAGCUGUAGAAAAAGUGAUUUAUUCAAACUUUUGGAAAAUUAUAAUUUGGAUAAAUUAAUUGAUUAUUUUAAACAAGAACCGUCUAUAUGAAACAUUUUUGUAGUUUCUUUUUUUCUAACAAUUUGCUUAUAUGCUUUUAAACAU
Molecule: messenger RNA, 456 nt
Organism: Schistosoma turkestanicum
Lineage: Eukaryota; Metazoa; Platyhelminthes; Trematoda; Strigeidida; Schistosomatidae
Source: the annotation of a GenBank genome assembly